AUGGUUGAAGUCUACGGGUUCUGCGACCCAACCUUUCAGUCCGUCCGUGAUCUUCUUCAGCAGAAGCUUUCCGAAGGAUGCGAAAUAGGCGCUUCCAUCUGUGUGAAUAUCGACGGGCAGAAUGUCGUGAAUAUCUGUGGCCAUGCAGAUGCGGACCAGAUCAAGCCAUGGGAGAAAGACACUAUCACUGGAGUUUGGUCCUCUACGAAAGUAGUUACCUGUUUAGCGGCCCAUAUCCUCGUUGAUCGGGGCCUACUGGAUAUUGACGAGAAAGUGGCCACCUAUUGGCCAGAAUUCGGGGCCAAUGGCAAAGAGGAUGUCAACGUCUCGCAUCUCCUAAGUCACUCUUCCGGAGUACCUGCCUGGGAGGGACCGAUCACCGCCGCAGAAAUGGUAGAUGUGAAAACAUCCACCCAAAGACUCGCAGGGCAAGCUCCUUGGUUUACACCCGGCUCGCAGAGCGCAUAUCAAAUCACAAACCACGGUCAUUUGGUUGGCGAGGUUAUACGACGCAUCUCGGGAAAGCCCCUAACUCAGUUCAUCGCCGAAGAGAUUGCGAAGCCUCUAGGUGCCGACUUCCAGCUUGGACUGCCCGAAGAGAACUUCUCUCGGGCUGCUGGUAUUAUCCCGUUUCCACCUGAGUCUAUGGGUAAACUGGACCUCGAUCCAACUAGCAUCCUCGCUAGGGCUUUUGUCGGUUCUGCUAUGAUUCCUGAUAGUCCCAAUGACCCCGGAUUUCGGAAGGCAGAGAACGGAGCCAUAGGCGGAUUCUCAAAUGGCGUGCCCUUGCGCGCAUUGGCUCUAUAG
Messenger RNA from Penicillium psychrosexuale, 807 nucleotides. Its product is annotated as serine hydrolase domain-containing protein. The record is from RefSeq and is a predicted model, not a curated record. The transcript has a single exon. Lineage: Eukaryota; Fungi; Ascomycota; Eurotiomycetes; Eurotiales; Aspergillaceae. The coding region runs from base 1 to 807 and encodes 268 amino acids.